Molecule: messenger RNA, 1170 nt
Organism: Aplosporella prunicola CBS 121167
Lineage: Eukaryota; Fungi; Ascomycota; Dothideomycetes; Botryosphaeriales; Aplosporellaceae
Exons: 2
Coding region: 1-1170 (389 amino acids)
Source: RefSeq, a predicted model, not a curated record
AUGUACCACUCCGGUGAACACGUGGGCGCGCGGAAGCCGAGGACCGCAAUUGUGUUGCGCACUACGGAGACGUUCAACUGGGCGGGCGAUAUAGUGCCUUUUAUCCGGUCUAUGAUCGUCGAGCUUUCUUUGGAGACGGGAGGGUUGUAUGAGAUUUUUAUCCUGGUCCAUGUCAAGGACCUGUCUCAACAUAUCUUCCUCGAGCCCGAAGCCUACAACCGUGUCCUCCUCAAGCAUGUUCCCCAGGAGUUCCAGAACAUGGCGUAUCUCUGGAACGUGAAUCUUCUGAGGGAGUGGUAUCCAGCCGUAAAGGAGCACAGUUUUAUCCACCAGGCAUACCAAGCACUGCAACUAUUUUCCACCCGAAUCAUUCCGGAAUUUGACUACUUCUGGCAGUUUGAAAUGGACUUCCGAACCAGCUCGCCACACCUCCAAAAUCUAGAACGUCUAGCAGCAUGGGCCAGAGACCAACCCAGACUGCACAUCCACAACAUGAACGCAGCAUGGUACAUGCCGAGCGUGCAAGGGUCAUGGGGCAACCUGUACCGGCUAAUGAACGAGACGCUAUGGGACGACAAGCUGGCGGGCGAAGUAGCGGAGCACGGCGCCGAAUGGGGGGUAGGGGAAGAAGCGGACCUGAUAACGCUGGCGCCGAUCAUCGACGUGCGGACAACAAAGUGGCUAUGGAAAGGCAUGCUGCACAACGACCCGUACAAGACAAAAGAAAAGAACCUGCCGCACCUCGCGGCGCCCGUCUCCAUGACGCGCACCUCGAAGCGCCUCCUCGCCGAAGUGCACGCCCUGCAGCUCGAGCACGGCUUCUGGAUGGCGUCGGAGGCGACCAUGGAGACGGUCGCGUUCCGCAAGGGCCUGAAAGCCGUGCACGCCCAGCACCCGGUCUACUACAACGGCAGCGAGGCCGACGCCAAGCUCGACGACGUCUUCAAUACUGGCCCGCCGGAGAAUAUGGGCGGCGGUGCCAAGAGCCAGUAUAAUUGGGAGGGCGCCGACCAUCGCGUCCUCGAGAAGCUGACGUGGUGGUGGCCCCGCGAGGGCUACGACCACUUCUCCCAGCAUGUGUGGGGCGAUUUUCUGAUGCGCGGCAAGUGCGUCCCUGCGGGCAUGUUCCAUCCGUUUAAGUGGGAGAAGUUCUCGCCGCCGCCGUUGUGA